Messenger RNA from Chlamydomonas reinhardtii, 4962 nucleotides. RefSeq lists its product as uncharacterized. The record is from RefSeq and is a predicted model, not a curated record. The transcript has 6 exons. NCBI's taxonomy places the organism in Eukaryota, Viridiplantae, Chlorophyta, Chlorophyceae, Chlamydomonadales, Chlamydomonadaceae. The coding region runs from base 504 to 4562 and encodes 1352 amino acids.
GUGUAUACAAAGUAAGUGAAUUGCGUUGUUACAAAGUUGUUACACAGAAUCCGUGCGAGCUCACUCUGGCAGCGAGACCCCACUUCGCAGCUACUCGUUCUCGCGCCUCUGAGGGCAGAACGGUGUACGCCCAGGCACUUUGAUAGCCAAACAUCAAUUCAAUCUGCAGUCGGUUUAUGGGAAGCCUCGGGUUGAGUGUCGGCCGGACGAUGCAGCAAUUUGAAGUCCGUGCCACCUGAUGCCUCCGCGACCCCUUAAAAUUAAUAGCACCACGAAGUUUCAUGUGUGAUUCUGCACCAGGCACCGACACAGCCCAGAAGUCAGGGUGGGCUCUUGCAGUUCGGAGCUGGCGCAAAUCUUAGCAGACAGUUGUUUCGCCAGUUUGUCUGCAACGUCUUUCACUCAAGAGGAAAAUGAAGAAAUCUGAGCGACGCCGCUCGGAUUGCAAGGGACAUUCGGGUUUGCGACGGAACGCAUUGCUGCUAUGAGCGUCUCAGCAUAGCAUGAGAAUUCGUGUGAAGGCACUGCUAGUGCUUUGCCUGGCUUUCGCCUCAGGCACGCUGGAGGCGCUUGUGGUGGACUUGUCGCCGUGUGUCUCGUUCCAGGCAGAUGACUCAGCGCCGUUGGUGUCGUCGCUGGAUGGCGCUGUGCUGGGCUAUGUGACGGUGCGCUCGGGCUCCGAGCCGGGCGCCCCCCGCCGGCCCGACGGCUCCACCCUGAUGCGACUGGACGUCGUGCUGGCGGCGGGAGGGACGACUGGGGGUGGCGGGGGUGCAGCGGUCGGACGCGGAGGCAUGGGCAGUGGCGGCCAGGGUCCCUACCUGGCAAUGCCCCGCGCGCUCGGGCACAGCCACAGCGGCCCCUCACCGCUGACUCAGGCAAACAUAGUGGCGGCGCUCUCCCGCCGAAUGCCGGACGCCUGCCCCUCCACUGUGCCAGCCAGCCGCGUGGCAGCGGCAGUGGGGUGCUCAUCGGCGGCGGCGAGUGGCGGCGGCGUGAGCUUUGCGGCGGCCGCUGCCGCGCUGCUUGUGUCAGUGCCCACGACUCUGUUCCGGUGCGGCCCGGCCGAGCAGGAGGAGCAGUACCGCUCAUUCUUCCUGCAGCUGGCAGUGGACGUCAGCGAGCAGGCCUGUGGCCCCGCCGCCGUGACCGCCUUCGCGGGCGCGCCGCAGAACUCACUGACCACUGGCUGCUCCUACAUCCUGGUCACAGCCGCCUGCAGGCCAGCCGCGUGCCAGCCCGGCAACGGCAGUAGCAGCGGGGCCGUAGGCGCUGGCAUGGAGCACGCCGGCGCCAUGCCCGGUGCCGGCCUGCCCACUGCUAUGGCAGCUGCCGCCAACACUGGCACAGCCGCCAGCGCCUUCACGGACCCAACCGCUGAUGGCUCCCUAGGGCCGCCACCAGCAGCGACGCCCGCGACCGCACACCCAGCACCUGCUGCCGCACAGAACGCUGCCGUGUCCACGGCGGUGGCGCCCAUGCUGCCGCUACUCGGCCAGGGGCCCGCCCUGGAGCACGACGACAUUGACGUGGCGGCGGCGCGGCGGCGGGCGGCGCAGCAGCGGGCGGCGGCGAGGUCCGGCGGCCUGGUGGGCGGCGCGGCGCUGUCACUGGCACUAGGCGCAUACGUGUACUCCGCCCGCUGGCGGCAACGGCGGCAGCGGCGCAGCGGCGGCGGCGGCGGUGGGGCCGCCUCGGCGGCUGCCGCGGCCGCUGAGGCGGCCAGUGCGGCUGCAGCCACCGCAGCGGCGGCGGUGUCCACUGCCCAGGCGCAGCUGCUGCUGCAGCGGGCGCUGUCGUCCAGGCGGCGCAUCAGCGUGUGCGGGAGCGCGCCUGGCAGUGGCGCGGGCAGCCCGGCACACAACCACCACCUCCACAGCCCACACCUGAAUGGAAUCGACUCGGACCAGGCCUCGGUCGCGAGCGGAGGGGGCGGCGGCGACUCACCGGCGGCGGCCUGGGGUGGUGGCGGCGGCGGCGGCGGCGGUCCACCGCUGCCGCCCUCCCGCCGAGCCAGUCAGAGCGGCACAGGCAGCCCGGCCCUUGUGGGCGGCGUCCGUGUCAGCGGCGGCAUCCACGGCAUGAGCGCCAGUGCGCGGCGGCGCCUGACGCAUGACGGAGCCGUCAGCUGCUGGCGGGACGUGGCGGGAGCACUGUACGCGGCGCGCAGCUCCUUUGACCCCGCGGCCGGAACCCCACCGUCACCGUUCAGCAGUGCUGCCUAUGGUGGUUGCGGAGGCAUAAGCAGCCCCGCAGGCGGCGGCCUGCAGCCCUCCACGGCACAGCCGCUGGUUCCGCCGCCGCCGCGGCCGCCGCUGCACCGUUUCGUCUCUGUGGGCAGCCCGGCCAUGUCGGCGGCUGUGGUGGGCAGCCUGGUGCCGCCGGCUGCUGGACAGGGCGGCGCUGCAGCCAUGGCGCUGGCGCAGGCGCGUGGCAGUGACGACAUGGCUGGCUGGCAGCAGCAGCGGCAGCAGCAGCAGCAGCAGCGGCUCACCGGGGCUACCGGGGCGGGGAGCGAAGGCGGCGGCAGCGUUGGCGGUGGCAGCCCUGCCCUUGUGCUUGACAGCGACAGCGACUGUGAAGGCCCCAGUGCGGCCGCAUGCGGCGGCAGUACCGGUGCAUUCCUCAGCGUGGGCGGCGGCCCCGGGCGCGCGCCAGUGAUUCGCAACAGUCACGCCGCCGCCGCCGCCGCCGUCAGCACCCGCACCUCCACUGCUGGCGUGUUGGCUGCAGGCGACCCGCCGCCCUCAUCGGCAGCCUCGUCGCCUGGAUGGAAUGGAGGACACGUGCAGGCUCGGGGGGGGCCAGCCUGCUUUCCGCCGCUGCCGCCGCACCUCAACAGCUCACUUGCUGCCGCUGCGGCCUCCCAUGGCCCUCUGCCGCACAGUCACAGCCACAGCCGAGCCCAGCAGCAGGGUGCAGGCAGCCCGCUGCACCGCCGCUCCUGGAGCACCUGCCGCGAUUGCAUGGCAGCCGGCGCGGCAGCGGCCGCUGCAGCAGGCGCGGCGGAGGCGGCGUCCCCAUUCGCCCUUCCUGGCAGCGGUGGCGGUAGCAGCGGCGGCGGCCGGGUCAGCGGGCGGCUGCGGGCGCCGCUGCCGCGCCCCGAUGACGACUACGAGCUCCCAGUGGCGGCGCCGCCAGUGCUGCCGCCCGAGGUGGAGGGCGGCGACAGGUGCGGCGGCGGCGGCGGCGGUGAUAGCGGCGUCGAGCAGCAGCGGCCGCGCCAGCUUCGUUCGUCAUCUGGCGGGGUGGCACAGGUCGCAGUUCCAGGCAAGGCACCAUUCGCGGCGGCGGCGGCGGCGGUUCUGGGGUCUGCGCCUGCCCGCAUGUCCGUGUUUCGGUCCGUGGAUGGCACACAGCCCGGGAGUGGCAAGGCCACCGCCGCUGGCGGCGGCAGGCCCGGGGCCACUAUUACAGGUGGUGGCAGUGGUUGCAAAGGCCCGCGCGUGGGACUGCAGCUGCCGCCCCCACCGCUCCUCCUGCAGCAGCUGCACUCCUCGCCUCCCAACGUGCGGGGCGAGGGUCAGACGGCCUCAGAGCCGCUGUUCCGGCUGCAGAGCCGGCACAGCGGUGGCGGCGGGACUGGAGCAAACGGCAACAGCGGCGGUGGCGUCGCCGCCGCGGACUGGGCAAGUACCGGCGCGGGCGGCGUUCCACAGGCGAGUCGCCGCCCAAGCCUGAUGAGCUAUGGCUCCCUGCCGCUCACAACCUUGCCCGAGGUUUGCACGCUGGAGGGGCAAGACACGGACAGUGGCGGCGCUGCGGGUGCCCAUGAUGAUGUGGCGGCGCGGCGGCGCGCGCGGAGCUCAUUUGCUGGGGUGGCGGGAGUCGGCGGUGACCUGGUGGUGGUGUGCGGCGCCGCCGCCGUGGGGGACGACACGGACCUCCGGGGGCAUGCCGACGACGGCCUGUGCCCCCACGACCACUGCUCAUGGGGCCAAAGCCGAUCCGGUGGUGGUGGUGGUGGUGGUGGUGGUGGUGGUGGUGGUGGUGGUGGCGGAGGCGGUGCGGGCGCCGGUCCCGCCAGUGCCGGCCCCGCUGGCUGGCACCGGGACAAGGCCGCGUGGCGGCUCAGCGGCGGCGGCAGUAAUGGCGGUGGUGGUGGUGGUGGUGGUGGUGGUGGCAGCGGCUAUGGCAGCGCCGCCAGCAGCUGCGGCAGCAGCGGCGCCUCCACACCGACAAGGUACCUGCACCCGCACCCGCUCAUUCCGCCGCCGCCCCUGGGGCCCAUGCACCUGGGCUCACCCCAGGGGCAUGGCAGCGCUGCCUCCUUCGCUUCAGCCGGCAGCGUGGGUGAAGGCAGAGGCGGAGGAGGCAGCGGCCACCCCUCGCCGCAGGCCGGAGCGACUGGGCCGCGAGCGCUCAGCAGUGCAGGCAGCACGCGUAGCGUGGGCAGUAUCGGUGGUGGCGGUGGCGGGCGGUACGGCGGGGGCAGCUGCGAGAUGCCGGUGGCGCGGCCGCCAGCGCAGCCCACCCGACUCAGCCGUAUGCUGCUGCACCGGGACGUGGCGCGCGCGGCCGCAGGCGCGGUGGGUGCGAGCGAGGGGCCGCUGCGCCGGUAGGGCCGACGCGCGCUUGCUGGCGUGGCGUGGUGCGGUGUGUGCGGCCGUUUAAUUUGCGUUUGGGACAAUGGCACGGGACAAUGGUGUCAGUUAAUGAACAAUAAACAGUCUCGCAAGUAUGCGCGCUGUGUGGCCAAGGUGCAGGUGCAAGUUUUGCAGCAUGCGCCGGAUGUCAAGGAUGUGUAUAUAACUUGGGACAACGCGGCAGCUGUAAGUGGGGCUGUUAUGGCAGCGUCUAGCAGCGGUGAUGUGGCAUACAUGGAUGGGCGCACGGCUGCAUUGGGUGGGGUUAAUUGCUGGAAAGCGCCAGUACCAGAAGACUGCACCAUAGACAAGAUGUGCUAGAGAGCACAAGGGAAGGAAACAUGCAAGGUGUGUGCUGAGGGUACCAAAAGGUGUA